This is a messenger RNA of Monomorium pharaonis (pharaoh ant), 2676 nucleotides long. It is a transcript of the gene Sec15, whose product is annotated as exocyst complex component 6B. Bases 101 to 2443 code for a protein of 780 amino acids. The record is from RefSeq and is a predicted model, not a curated record. Gene Ontology annotation, biological process: exocytosis; intracellular protein transport; Golgi to plasma membrane transport. The transcript is spliced from 13 exons. NCBI's taxonomy places the organism in Eukaryota, Metazoa, Arthropoda, Insecta, Hymenoptera, Formicidae. Gene Ontology annotation, cellular component: membrane; exocyst.
GGGGUGGCUUUAAAGAGAGGGUGGCAUAUUGAGAGACGUGUCCACCGCGUAUAUAACUUGUACUCUUGAGCGAAUUUGCGGUCGCGAUACUCAACCGAAAAUGUCAAUUAAUUUGUCACAGAAUCUGCUGGCAUCGAUGGUGCCGAAGCACGAAUACCUACUUUAUGAGAUAGAAUCGACCGACACUAAUAGUAUCGGUCUAGUUUUCAGAGCAAUUUACGAUGGCCACGAACAUCAGAAGUUUGUGGAGAAGCUCGAUGACCGUAUUAAAGCUCAUGACAAGGACAUCGAGAGAAUGUGUAAUCAUCACUACCAAGGAUUUAUCGAUUCUAUUCGAGAGCUCUUGCAAGUUCGUUCACAGGCACAACAAUUAAAUGCAGAGGUAUUGGAACUUGAUAAAUGUAUUACCGCCACAUCUACAAAGGUGAUUGAAAAGGGUGAGGAGCUCGUGAAAGCUCGCAAAGUCGAGAGUAACAUGGCUGCUGCUGUAGACAGUCUCACUAUGUGUCUUCCUGUCUUAGCAGCAUAUGCAAAGUUGCAAAAGCAAUUGAAAGAUAAACGUUAUUAUCCAGCCUUGAAAACGUUGGAGCAGUUGGAGCAUCACGAUCUGCCAAAAGUUACGAAUUAUAGGUUUUCCUCACAAAUUACUCAACAAAUUCCACAGUUGCGCGAGAAUAUAAAGGAUGCAUCUAUGUCUGAUCUACGAGAUUUUCUAGAAAAUAUUAGAAAGCAUUCGCCAAAGAUUGGGGAAGUUGCAAUGAGGCAUACCGCUGAACAAUUAGCAACUGAGGCAGAAAUCAUAGGAAGGAAGAAAAAGAGAUCUCAUGUGACUCAAUCGAACGAAAUUGAGGAGGAACUGAGCGCCCAAGAUUUAAUGGACUUCAGUCCGGUAUAUCGAUGUAUGCAUAUCUAUACUGUACUUCGAGAAGGAGAAACUUUUAAAACGUACUAUAGGCAACAAAGAAAGCAGCAAGCUAGGCUAGUCUUGCAGCCACCCAUCAAUAUGCACGAAAGCAUAGUCGGGUAUCAGACUUAUCUACAUGGUAUUAUUGGUUUCUUUGUGGUAGAGGAUCAUAUAUUGAAUACAGGUAACGGAUUAGCUACUCGCGCGUACUUGGACGAGCUUUGGACCAUGGCAUUGUCCAUCAUAGUGAAUGCUUUGCGUACACAUUCGGCAUAUUGCACAGACGCUACACUUAUACUAAAAAUAAAAAAUCUUAUUAUGUUGUUCAAUACUACACUAAGGGAUUAUGGCUAUUCCGUAGAACAGUUAUGGGAUUUGUUACAAGAAAUUAGGGUACAUUACAACGAAGUAUUGAUGCAACAUUGGGUUCAAGUGUUUAGGGAUAUUUUGGAUGAAGAUAGUUUCUUGCCAAUUCAGGUUACAACGCAAGCGGAAUACGAUGAAGUUUUGAAUCUGUUUCCUUAUCACGACGAGGAAUUGCAGAAAGCCGAGUUUCCGAAGAAAUUUCCAUUUUCCGAUAUGGUACCGAAGGUUUAUCAGCAAGUGAAAGAAUUUAUUUAUGCUUGCUUAAAAUUCUCAGAGGAUUUGAAUUUCACGCAAACGGAGAUUGAUGAAAUGAUAUGCAAGUCGACAAAUCUGUUGUUAACAAGGACUUUCAGCGGAUGCUUGUCAUCCUUAUUUCGCAAGCCAUCUUUAGCACUUUUACAAGUAGUACAAAUUAUAAUAAAUACAGGAUAUCUCGAGAAAUCUACGAAAUAUUUAGAAGAAUUUGUGACUAAUAUUACUGGCACACCGCAUCAAGGGCAAUUAAGUUGCAUGGGCGUGGAAUCUGCUAUGUUUCGAGUUGCGCGAGAUGACGCUGAGAAGCAGAUUUGUGAUAAACUGAAGAAUAAGCUAGAUGAAUUUUUAGAGUUGGAAAAUUACGAUUGGAAUUUGGCGGAACCACAAGGACAUGCAUCGGGAUUUAUCACGGAUCUUAUUGCAUUCUUACAGAGUACAUUUACAUGCUUUACUAAUUUACCGGAUGAAGUAGCUCAAGUGGCAUGUAAAUCCGCGUGUUCUCAUAUUGCUAAAGCCAUAUUAAACAUAUUAAUUAGUGAAGAUGUGAAACAAAUAUCCAUGGGUGCAUUGCAACAAGUCAAUUUGGAUACAAUACAAUGUGAACAAUUUGCUGCUUCGGAACCAGUUAUUGGUUUACCAGAAGGAACCUUGUUGCAGUAUUUCUCACAAUUACGACAACUAUUAGAUUUAUUUAUGAGUUGGGAUUGGCCUACUUACUUCCAUGACUAUGGUCAUGAUUCUAGUAAAUAUGAUUUAGUAACUCCGAAUAUGGCUGUGCUUUUACUGGAAAAGUUGAAGGAGUCUGAUAAGAAGACAGUGUUCUCUGUGUUAAAGAAAAGUGAAAGAGAUAAAAAGAAAUUGCUUGAAACUGUAUUAAAGCAAUUACGUCAAUUAGCACAAACUACCCAACAGCAAUAGGGUUUGAAUCAAUCAUAAUACAUAUUCUGAAAAUAUGUAAAUAUAUAUUAAUUUUUAUAAUAUAAGUAUUGUAAGGAUGAUUCUUGACAAUGAAUAUUAUAAAAGUAUAUUUGUACUUUGUCUGUUACUUAUUUUUACAAAUGUUAUUAGCUCUCAAUUUUUAAUUAUUUUCAACGUAUAUAAGUGCACAGAAAUUAAUGCGGGGAAAAAUAAAAAUAGACAGUACAAUAUAA